This is a messenger RNA of Paramecium primaurelia, 102 nucleotides long. The record is from the annotation of a GenBank genome assembly. Lineage: Eukaryota; Ciliophora; Oligohymenophorea; Peniculida; Parameciidae.
AUGAAAUUUAAGCUUCUUUUUGUGAUUUUAGUUUUAUGUACCUCUUUAGGAUAUGCCAGAUUUAGAAUUCGCAAAAUAGACCCCUGCUAUAAUGUUAAAUGA